GAUAAAAAAAAAGCAUCGGGUUAUUAUAUAAAGUCCAGCAAGUAGUGUCCACAGUGUGUCGCUGACGCGUGGAGGCAAGAAUACAUCAGAAGAUCACGCAGACAGGUAGAGAACUGCAGAUCUGAGCGGAGGCGUUGGUGAUUGUUGUGGUGCGUGUGUACCGAUGGUUUGUCCCCUCAGAAUGGCUGCUAAACUGGCGCUGCUGCUCCUGGGAACGCUGGUGUCGCAGCACGGCUGUCAGCACUGGUCGUAUGGACUGAGCCCCGGAGGGAAGAGGGGUCUGGACGGCCUCUCGGACACGCUGGACAACAUCGUUGCAGAGUUUCCGCACGUGGACGCGCCCUGCAGCGUUGUGAGCUGUGUCGAGGCGCCUUUGGCCAAAAUGUACAGAAUGAGAGCGUUUCUUGACGGCGUUACUGACAGAGAAAAUGGACACAGAACAUACAAGAAGUGAUAACUAUUAGAUCCCACAGUAAAAGCGUCUAUGAGCAGCUCUUUGUUGUUGUCGUUGUUCACCUCUCUGUCACAUUUAAACUCUUUAACCAUUUUCUUCACGCUGUCUCUUCCGUCCAACCAUCUGUCGUCUCCUUCACAGCUCGUACAGUCUUUCUAAUAUCAGGCUAUUUGUCUUUUCUCUCCAUGUGGCCUUGUUCUCUUUCUUGCCUCACCUCCCACACGUCCACCUUCAUUUCUCUUCUCCCUCUCUUUUACUCAGCGGAGCGCUACGUCUGUCAUCAUCCACCUUUUCCUCUCGACGCUCAUCCGUCUUUCCUACCGUCCUCACAAUUCCUCCUCAAACUUUCAUCCUCACUCUUCUACUUUUUCUUGUUUUUCACAUCCUCAUCUUUAUAGCUUUCUUCUUCUUCACUUCUAUUCCUCUCCUGUCUUCAUCAUCUUGUCAUUUAUAUUCCUCUCUGUCAUUCCUCAUCUUGCUCUAAUUUUUCUAUCCAUGAUGAAUGGGAGGAGACGGUGACCUGUUCUAUCCAUCUUCCACCCUGUCAUCGCCCUCAUUUCUUUUCGCUUUCCUCUCUCAAUCGCUCCUAUUCUUCUAAAUCUUUUUACACUUAAUAUGACUUUUUCUCUCUCUUCCUGUUCAAGUGACAUUCAUUUGUCUCCUCUUCUAUCUCCUGUCUCCUGCUGGUCUAAACUUGACCUCUUUAGCUUCCUUUCUUUUCACUUUCAUUGCCAUUGCCUUGUCCUUGCGUAUCCUCAACAGUCUGCUCUCCCAUUUCCUCUUAUUUAUUUAUCUGUUCAUCAUUUGGUUUUUGAUCCACAGAGGGUGUUGCUGUCGUUGAUUGCAGAUGUGACAUAAAGCUGUAUAAAUAAACCUUGGUGGUAUAUUUAAUUGA
This is a messenger RNA of Betta splendens (Siamese fighting fish), 1349 nucleotides long. RefSeq names its product progonadoliberin-1-like. Bases 164 to 454 code for a protein of 96 amino acids. Gene Ontology annotation, biological process: multicellular organism development. Gene Ontology annotation, molecular function: gonadotropin hormone-releasing hormone activity. Lineage: Eukaryota; Metazoa; Chordata; Actinopteri; Anabantiformes; Osphronemidae. Gene Ontology annotation, cellular component: extracellular region. The transcript has 3 exons. The record is from RefSeq and is a predicted model, not a curated record.